AUGUUUAGGGCAUACGGUACUUCCCCUGCAGAUCCAACCCCCCAGCCACAUUGGGGGUUGCCUAAUAUUAACGCGUUUCCUAAAGGCUUUAUAAAUACAACUAAUAUGUUUCCAUCAUUACAGUUACAUGGUAAAUCACAUUACUUUCCAAAUCUAGAGGAUCAGGCUGGUCCUGUCCUCUUAGAAGAACCUCCUAGUCACCUAGUCGAUAGUACCUUAGGAACACAACCCAUGAGCUCGCCAUCAAGGUCCUCGCCGCAUUCGCAGGGUUCCGAAGGCGGUGAAAGGUUUUCCAGAAAAGUUUUCGUAGGAGGACUUCCUCCGGACAUUGAUGAAGAUGAGAUUACAGUUAGUUUCAGGAGAUUCGGUCCUUUGGUAGUUGAUUGGCCCCAUAAGGCCGAAAGCAAAUCGUAUUUCCCACCAAAGGGCUACGCUUUUUUAUUAUUUCAGGAUGAAAAUUCUGUACAAAGUUUAAUAGACGCUUGUAUAACAGACGAAGAUAAGUUAUAUUUAUGUGUAUCGUCCCCAACAAUUAAAGAUAAACCUGUACAAAUACGACCAUGGAGAUUAUCAGACGCAGAUUUUGUUUUGGACGCAUCCAUGCCCUUAGAUCCUAGGAAAACGGUAUUCGUUGGUGGUGUACCACGACCUCUUAAGGCUGUUGAAUUAGCAAUGAUUAUGGAUAGACUAUACGGUGGGGUGUGUUAUGCGGGUAUAGACACGGACCCAGAGUUGAAGUAUCCAAAAGGAGCUGGACGAGUAGCUUUUAGUAAUCAACAAAGUUAUAUAGCAGCGAUCAGUGCACGUUUUGUACAACUACAACACGGCGAUAUAGACAAAAGGGUAGAAGUUAAACCUUACGUUCUUGAUGACCAAAUGUGUGAUGAGUGUCAGGGGCAAAGAUGUGGAGGGAAGUUCGCACCUUUCUUCUGUGCUAACGUCACUUGUUUGCAGUACUACUGCGAACAUUGCUGGGCAACAAUUCACUCGAGACCUGGCAGGGAGUUUCACAAGCCACUAGUGAAGGAGGGGGCUGACAGGCCUAGGGCUGUGCCAUUUCGUUGGUGUUAA
This is a messenger RNA of Psylliodes chrysocephalus, 1071 nucleotides long. The record is from the annotation of a GenBank genome assembly. NCBI's taxonomy places the organism in Eukaryota, Metazoa, Arthropoda, Insecta, Coleoptera, Chrysomelidae.